UGUUGCCUCCUGCUUUUCUCAAUCACUACUCUUAGAGUUUUGUUUGCCCUUAACUAUUAAGCUGUGUUACAUUUCAAGUUCUGUCUUGUCGUCCUGAAUAUUCCAAAGAGAGCAUUCUCAUGGAGUGAACGAACCUUCUAAUGCAGCAUUGUUCAUCAAGUCAAUUUUCUUUAUGCAUAGAAAGAUUUCCUAAAGUGACAGUAUUUUUGUUGUUGCUGAAAUUAAGUUAAUAUUUUGUGUUUUGACUUCAAUAGAGUCAGGAGUUCUACUGUAAAUGAACAGAAAAAAUAUCCCUAUUUAUAAUCUGAGCAAAAAUGGAAGCAAGCAAAUAGAUCUUGUUCCAACUAUUAAUGUACACUUUUUUUUGUAUUUAUUUAAUAAUUCACUAAGUAUUUACAUACUGCCUUUAAGUGCUACAUGCAUUCUCAAGGCAGUUGAUACACUAAAAUGUUUUUUUUAAAAAAAUGAAAUCAACAAUACCCGCAAUUUAUACCAUCUAAAACUAAUAAUAAAACAAUGAAAAGCAGCCACAUUCAUUGUAAGAGAACCCAGAAGAAUGGAUAUGUUUCAGAACAAGUACUUCUGAAAAGUUUAUCUCCUAUUAAGCUGUGGUUAUUGAGGUAAAGAAAGCUGUGUCAUUUACUGCCUGUCUUCAAAGGGACUGGGGGGUUGUUAAUGCAGAUUCCUAACCAGGGAGAGCUUGUAUGUUUCUGGGAAAAAGCUGUUAGACUUGACCAAAUCUCUGGGGAAGUAAUUACACCCGAACAGGCUUCCUGAGUAGUUUGAUUUUGAUCUGUUUCUGGUGAAGGCCUUGCUGCUCACAAGGCUAAUAAUUUGAUAACAAGAGCACCAGAUUAAAUUUAGAGUCCAUUUUCCAAGCUAUAAUAUAUCUAAGCAACAACGAAAAUGCAGUAGGGAUACUUUAAUUUGAAAUAGUCAAGAAGAGGCAGGCCACAUAUAAAGCCCAAAAUAAACAUUUUAAAAGGGCAAGUAGGUGUGGUAUCUGUCAGAUAAAGGGUGUAUACAGACAUAAUUUGAGUAGUAAGUCCACGGAGAAAGAACACACGCUUCAUUUUGUUUAGAACAGAUGAACAAUCUCUUUUGGACUGAGCUCUGGGCAAACCGAUUCUGUGUUCACAGCAAGAGCCAUCGGUGUAUAGCACCGAUGGGAAUCAGUGGCGUCACUAGCCCAUCUCCUCCCCAAUAUCUUUCAAAUUCUGCUUCUGUGUGUGGGGGGCCAAAUAGACAUGUAAUAGUAAGGAAUCUGCUUGGACCAUGGGGGGAUGAGGCAGAUAGGAUGUGAUUCAAUGGGUGCUUCUAGACGAAGCUUGAAAUGUGCCGGCUCUCUGCCGCAUUCGCAGAGUUUUAUAAGGGGCCCAGAUGUGCUCAAUUUGUAAGCUUUCUGUGUUUCUUAUAAGAAAAAGCAACAGUUAAGCAGGAAAAGACAUAACAGCUCCUCACUGCCUUUUGAUUAAUCUGAAAGCACCCACUGGCCACACUGUGUUUUUCCACAGUGACUUUUGUCUUUUUUUUUCUUUCCUCAAAAAAAUCAGUUAAGAAGGAAACGAUGGAAUAGCCACACAACGUCUUUUGAUUAGUUGUGGUAGGAGCCCUUCUGCCUGGAAGCACCACAGACAAAACUGAGGGCAAAAAGGUGAAGGGAAGGAAGGGUCAAUGUUGUAACUUAAAGCAACAUUACCAACACAGGUCAAUCACACGAUUUUCUUUUAAAUGGGGGAUUUGUGCCUUUGGAAUGCAUUUGUGGUACACAAGUCCACUAUUAUUAUUUUAUAAGGAAAUAAUAUGAAGUGCCCCUGAGCACAACAUAAGUAGUCUGAAACACUGGAGCAGGGGACCGGGUAUGACGUGCACCUUUACUGUAUCAUACCUGACUGCACACCACCACCACCACCAAUACACACAUACUUGUAUCAAUGCUGAUUUUCAAUUUCUAUAAGGCAAUCAUAUUUUCUGAAUGUUCUUGCUGUAAAUCUUAUUCAGCUGUUGUACACAAAAAUAUGCAGUGAUGUUUCUGAAAAGGAAAAACGACACAGUACAUUAUUUUCAUGGGGGGGGGGAGAAUCAGCUUAUUUUUAAAGGGGGGAAUCACAGCAAAAACAGCAAAGUCUUGGGGCUCCUUAAAGACCAACCAAUUUAUUACAGAACAACCUUUCGUAAACCAGAAUUCACUUCAUCAUAUGCAACUAUAGUAAUUAGAGGAUGCAAUUAGAAAAACAUUUAACCUGGCUGCAUACAUUAUAUUUUCAUGAAAAAGGAAUAUGGAAUAUUUUUGUAUAUACAAUGAAGAUGAACAAAGGAGCUGUGUAUAUCCUAUCCAAGAACUGUUCUCUGACCACACCUAGUCCAUUAGUACUUAAGUAGCCUUGUAAAUACAACGUCAUUGUGCCCCUGCCUCUUCAGAUUGAGAGAACUGAAGAGUAUCCAGCUACAUCUCUGGCAUUUCUACAAGCCAGACGUUCAAGAAAGAGACCAGAAACAAAAGGCAAACAAGAACUUUAAAUGCCGUCAUUUGUCCACGAACAGGCGAUUCCCAUGCAUUUCCCCCCUCCAGCUUGCAAAGCCGGAAUCAUGCAGGAAUCGUUCGCUGUCCAUUUCCUGAAGGUGCUGAAGGAACUCCUGGCUUUUGUGCUGUUCAGUUACACGGUGCUGUUAGGAGCACUACUGCUGGCUGGCUGGACCACUUAUUUCCUGGUGCUUAAGUGACAGCUCAUCCUGAUUUUCACCUGCAGCUUACCGAUCGAGACCAGACACGCUCUACGUCCAACACCCGAUUAAUCAACACAAUGCCCCCUUUUAUUCCAGAGACGUUGCAAGCAUCGUAUUGUGCUACCUGCUACACUAGAUACAAUAGACGCAAGUCAUUUUUUUUUUGUUUUUUAACAUAAUCUCUCAGGAGCCAAUAUCUCAGAGGACUAAUGACGCUUAUCCUCUCAAAUUCCUUUCGUCUUUCCUUGGGAGUACCAAUAUAAAAGCAAGAGCGUCUAAUCAAGCUGCAACUUGUCUUUAGUCAGUCCUAGAGGCUCACAGGGUGUCUUCUUCUUCCCUACUCUCACCCUGGAGUACUCUCCUCUAACAUUAACUCCUUCUUUUCACCUUUGAUUUUCUUAAUUUGAGAGAGUUAUGAUACUGCUAACACCAAGCUGCCUGGAGAAGAGUCAAACCACCAUACAAUUGUUAUCUCGUUUGAAAAGAAGAUCAAUAAAACGACCUAUGGAUCUUGUACUGUU
Elgaria multicarinata webbii is the source of this 3248-nucleotide messenger RNA. RefSeq lists its product as uncharacterized. NCBI's taxonomy places the organism in Eukaryota, Metazoa, Chordata, Lepidosauria, Squamata, Anguidae. Bases 2521 to 2724 code for a protein of 67 amino acids. The record is from RefSeq and is a predicted model, not a curated record. The transcript has 2 exons.